Messenger RNA from Castor canadensis (American beaver), 1452 nucleotides. RefSeq names its product solute carrier family 67 member 1 (gene Slc67a1). Lineage: Eukaryota; Metazoa; Chordata; Mammalia; Rodentia; Castoridae. Gene Ontology annotation, biological process: transmembrane transport. The record is from RefSeq and is a predicted model, not a curated record. Gene Ontology annotation, cellular component: nuclear envelope. Gene Ontology annotation, molecular function: transmembrane transporter activity.
AAGGGCGCGUGUCGCGACUCACCCGGGAGGGCUCACCCACCAGGAGCGGAGCCCAAGCUCGCCAGGCAAAAGCAGGCUUGGCCAGCUCCUGUUUGGACUCCUCUCAGGAUUCCCUACAGCACCUGCCCAGGAUCCAGGGAGUUCAGGCCUCCAGCGGUCAGAAGCAGCCUGUCAGCAGGAUGAGCACUGUGAGCCAGUCAUGGGUCAUCCCACUCACCUACGGGCUGACUACCCUGGAACUUACCUGCCUCUUCAUGCAGUUUUCCAUCCUGCCAUAUCUCUCCCGGACACUGGGCCUGGACACUGUCGCCUUCAGCUACCUGCAAACUAUCUUCGGGGUGCUCCAGCUGCUGGGUGGGCCUGUGUUUGGCAGGUUCGCAGACCAGCGCGGGGCGCGGGCGGCGCUCUCGCUCUCCUUCGUGGCAUCCUCUACGCUCUACCUGCUCCUGGUGGCCGCCUGCAGCCCGGCCCUACCCGGUGUCUUCCUGCUCUUCGUCUCGCGCUUGCCCACGGCGCUCAUGCACACGCUGCCAGCUGCCCAGAUGGUCAUCACCGACCUGACUGCGCCCGCGGAGCGGCCGGCGGCCCUGAGCCGGCUGGGCCUCUGCUUCGGUGUCGGCAUGAUCCUCGGCUCCCUGCUCGGUGGGACCCUGAGUACCGCGUAUGGGACUCACUCUCCUGUCAUCGUGGCACUUGUGGCCAACCUCCUGGGAGCUGUUCUCAGCUUCACCUGCAUCCCUACCACCACCAAAGGGGCCAGUGUGGACACCCAGGCUCCCCGGACAAGUGGAGCCAAGGCCAGUGUGUUUGACCUGAAGGCCAUCACCCAUCUGCUGCUGCAGCCUGGUGUCCUGCCCGUGUUCCUGGUCAAAGUGGUCUCUGGCUUCCCCUCCGGACUCUUCAUGGUAAUGUUCUCCAUCAUCUCCAUGGACUUCUUCCAGCUGGAGGCCGCCCAGGCCGGCUACCUCACGUCCUACUUCGGGGUCCUCCAGAUGGUGAUCCAGGGCCUGGUCAUCGGAUGGCUGAGCAGACACUUCUCAGAGGAAGCCUUGCUGCAGGCCAGUGUGCUGGUCUUCGCCAUGGUGGGACUGGCCAUGGCACUGAUGUCCAGCGUCUUCCACUUCUGCCUUCUGGCGCCCUGCCUGGUGUUCAGCCUGUGCACCCUCAAUGUGGUCACCGACAGCAUGCUGACCAAGGCCGUCUCUGCCUCAGACACAGGGACCAUGUUGGGCCUCUGUGCCUCUGUGCAUCCACUGACGCGCACCGUGGGGCCCAUGCUGGGUGGCCUCCUCUACCGCAGCCUUGGUGUCUCGGUCUUUGGCCAACUGCAGUUUGCCGUCAAUUUUCUCGUCCUCCUGGUCCUCUGGAGGAAGCCUAUGUUGGAGAAGAGGGACAAAACUCGGUGACUACUGCCCCAGGCACAGACAGGCAAUAAACUCCUUUGGGACCUGA